Penicillium waksmanii is the source of this 1434-nucleotide messenger RNA. RefSeq names its product putative cell surface receptor/MFS transporter (FLVCR). The transcript has 4 exons. The record is from RefSeq and is a predicted model, not a curated record. Gene Ontology annotation, molecular function: transmembrane transporter activity. Bases 1 to 1434 code for a protein of 477 amino acids. Gene Ontology annotation, cellular component: membrane. NCBI's taxonomy places the organism in Eukaryota, Fungi, Ascomycota, Eurotiomycetes, Eurotiales, Aspergillaceae. Gene Ontology annotation, biological process: transmembrane transport.
AUGGUCCCCAAGCCUCCAGACUCUACCUUGUCGUCAACCCCACAACCCCAGUUUAGAGUCUACAAACGACGUUUUUGGGGUUUGGCACAGCUGGUUCUACUCAACAUCGUCGUCAGUUGGGAUUGGUUAACCUUCUCUUCCAUCUCCACCACUACCGCCGAAUACUUCCAAGUCUCUGAGAGCGCCAUCAAUUGGCUAAGUACUGGCUAUCUCUUUGCCUUUUGUGUCGCAAGCCCGUUCGUCAUUUGGGUCUUGAACAAAGGCGGCCCCAAACCAGCCAUAAUUACAACGGCCUCGCUCUUACUCGUCGGAAACUGGCUGCGCUAUGCAGGUACCAAGGCGAAUGGAGGCAUCUUUGGCCUGACCAUGUUUGCCCAGAUCCUGAUUGGCCUGGCGCAACCCUUCUGCUUAUGCGCGCCCACUCGAUACAGCGAUCUAUGGUUUUCGGAUAAAGGUCGCACGAGCGCAACUGCUGUCGCCAGUCUAGCCAACCCUCUAGGCGCGGCAAUUGGACAAUUGGUCGGUUCGGAAUGGGCAACCAAGCCAUCCGAUAUCCCCAAUAUGGUCCUGUACAUCUCGAUUAUUUCGAGUGUUGCUGCGAUCCCAUCCUUCUUCAUCCCUGCGGCACCUCCGACUCCCCCCAGCGCAUCAUCCGCCAUCCCGCGAACCCCAUUGCGACUCGCGACUCGCCAACUCCUCGGAACGCUAGAAUUCUGGUUAAUUCUAGUUCCAUUCGCCGUCUACGUGGGUUUCUUCAAUAGUGUCUCAUCACUAUUAAACCAAAUCCUUAGCCCAUACGGCGCAUCGGAGACAGACGCAGGUAUCGCAGGCGCCAUCCUAAUCGUAGUCGGUCUCGUCACCGCAGCCAUCAUGUCGCCCAUCACAGACAAAUACAAGCAUUAUCUGGGCUCAAUCCGAGUGCUAGUUCCCAUCGUGGUAGCCUCCUACAUCGGACUGAUCUUCGCACCAUCCAGUUCGGCCGGAAUUGGACCCUCGUACGUCGUUAUGGCGUUGAUGGGCGCUUCAUCGUUCGCACUACUUCCCAUUGUGCUGGAGUAUUUGGUUGAGAUUACGUACCCAUUCUCACCCGAGAUUGGAUCGACCAUUUGCUGGACAGGUGGGCAGUUACUCGGUGCAUGCUUUAUUCUCAUCCAAGAUGCGCUCAAGGCGAGUGGAGAUGCGGAUCCGCCGUUCAAUAUGCGCAAUGCGUUGAUCUUUGCUGCUGUUGUUUGUGCGGUUGCUGCUCCGUUCCCGCUUUCCCUUGGUCUCUUUGGUCGUGUCGUAACUCGUCGUCGUCUGGAGAUUGAUCGUGGGGUUGAGUUGUCGGCUGCAGAUGUUGGGUUACAGAUUAACUCCAAUGAUGGUCCCGAGGAGGAGUUGGCUCCGGAUAAGGCUUCGGCGGCCUAUCGAGAAUCCGGGUUGAAGAGUGUCUGA